Phaeodactylum tricornutum CCAP 1055/1 is the source of this 1601-nucleotide messenger RNA. RefSeq lists its product with no specific name. NCBI's taxonomy places the organism in Eukaryota, Bacillariophyta, Bacillariophyceae, Surirellales, Neidiaceae. The record is from RefSeq and is a predicted model, not a curated record. Bases 1 to 696 code for a protein of 231 amino acids. The transcript has a single exon.
AUGGCGGACUCAGAUGAAGAUUCCACUGCUUUAUCAGAUGACAACACCGCCAAAGCUGGCGGAGAACCUAGAAAAGUUGUAACGGAAGACACUUGCCCAGAAACCGCGUCGAAAUCGGCCCGGUUGGAGGCUCCAGAGGCGACUGGACGCACACAGGUUCGGUUACCGAACACGCUAUUGGUCCUUUCGCCGAUGGAAAGACAUGCUUCCACGCAGCUCAAGGGAACGGACCUACUCGAAACCUUUCUUUUACGUAUUAUUCUGGCCAGUCUGAGGUGCAAGAAGGACUACCUUUCGAAGAAAUCUAAGAGAAAGGGUCGAAGCGUACCCGCACCCCAAGUCCAACGGACAGUUUGCCGAUCUUUUGGCGCUUGUCCAAAGCUUUACUGUAAAAUUAUGUCAAGCUACCUCAUGGACCAUUCUGUUCACACCAGUGGGGCUGAAGGGCAAGGGAGAGCCGGAAAUCCUUUGCCGAGAGAGACUCGGAUCCCACGUACAAAGGCCGUCACAAUUGCUCUCCGCGAAUUCGUACAAAAAGAACGGAUGAAUAGGAAACGAGUCACUGCGAGUCAGCUGUUGGAUUUUUUUAUGAAAGAGAACAUUGUUCAUAUUUUAACGGAUCCGCGCACUGGACUUUUAUCAAAAACGGAGUUUGAUUCAGCCCAUCGUAACGUGCGUCGGUAUCUGGAAGGCUAAGGGUACAGGCGGGGCCGUCGAAAGGACAUUGCGCCAGAUCCAGUGCUUAUCUUCGAGCGCCAUGAGUAUGUGCAAGCUCUUUUUGCCAAUGAAGCAUUGCCAAAGGAACAGAUACCUGCGCAAUGUGUACUUGGACAAAAGUUACAUCCAUGAACAAUACAACAAGUAUGAGACUUAGUACCUUGGAUCCAAGUAAAGAUUUGGACAUCAGAUUUUGUAAGUACAAGCACAAAGGUUGGCAAUACUGUCUUGCUGCCGCUAUUCAGGGACCAGAUCCUUUGGUGGACAUCCUUGAACUUGCAUCUGGAAAGGCUGGACUGGUAAAAGGAAUUCUAUGGGCAUUCUGCCCACAGAAAAAGGAUAGUCACAAAGGUGACUCCCUUCAAUGGAGAAAAUUUUGUUGAUUGGUGAAAACAUCAACUUCUACCCAAUCUUAACCAGCCUUCUCAGCCUUCCCUUAUCCACAUGGAUGAUGCAGCAUAUCACAAGGUACAUGGGGAUCAAGUGCCAAAGCGGGGGAAGAUGCAAAAGCACGAGUGUAUUGAAUAUCUAGUCAAAAGGUAUCGAGACCAAGGCCGGAUGCUCCGCUGCGAUGGUCAAAGCUCAGACAAAAGCCUGGAUUGUUGCAAAUGAGAAAUUUGAAUGCAGUAGAUUGGCAGAGAAGCAAGGACACACAGUCUUGUUCACCCCACCAUACCACAAUGAUCUACAGCCAAUGGAGUAUGUUUGGGCUCUGAUUAAGGGCAAUAUUGAUAGGCAGUUUAGUGUGAAUUCAACUCUAGAGAUUGUAUACCGGCAACUGCUGAAAGAGUUUGACAAUUUGCUGGAGUCUGGACAUGACUUUAUCCAUGGUAUGAUUGAGAAGUGUAUGAAGCUUGCAUAAAAGUUUCUGGAUGACAUUCCUG